AUGUCCACCUUAAGAAACAACAUUUCUAAAAUCCUCCGCUGUCUCAGUCCCUCAAAUGAAGCCGACACCUCGAGGUCAGAGGUCCAUUUGACCAAAACACUGUUUCAAUCCAUCCGAGACAUGUCGCUAUCAAAGAUUUGGAAGAAGCGACUCAACUUCCUCGCCGGCAAUGUGCUCGAGUUUGGCUGGGUCGUUGUGAUUUAUCUCAUGAGUGAGCUUAUCAUUUGGGGCUUGAGUAGGGCGCUGGCGCCUAUACAUCUCGAGUUCUUUUCUUCCAUUUUUGGCAUGAUUUUGACCUUUUGCUGUAUGUCUUUCGCCUAUUUGUGCUUCAGUGGUGUUGAUGAUGUCUACCAAAGACACAUAAAGUCAAAGGUAGACUUCAUCAACGUCCAUUUGGGCUUGGGUUUUCCUAUCCCUCUGGUAAUGCUCAACCAGAGCGAUAUCCUCGGUGGUCUCGACAUUGCCUGCAUCAUUGGCAACUUUGUAGUGACAAAUCUUGCUUCGUGGGUCAUGGUCUUUGCUCUAUCACUCCUCACCAUGACCUUCGCAGUAAGAUGGACCCAGGUUCCAGACGACUUCUGCCUCCCUCAGACUCACACAGAAGUCCCGCCCAGGAUCGAAAACAGUUGGCUCUCCGACUCGACUCUGGAUCAAUUGCCUCAACCCAUCUUGGGUUGUCGCGAAAAGACGAACCAACCAGCACCCGACCGAGACACUGCCCCUUCCACCACAGCCAGUCAACGAUCAUCCAUCGCUCUCAAGGAUCCCAUCGAUGCUUCCCGAGUGUGGCACCUCUGGACAUCCAACUUCCCUUUACUCGCCUCAUUCAUUGGCAUCUUCAUCGUCGGCGCACCAAUCGCCGCUGCUGCCAACGAAGACCGCAUUCUCGAUGGGUGUGUAUUGUGGUUCAUAUGGGCACUCACCCUACGCCUCCAACGAGAAGUCAGAACCGCCAAGAUAGGCGCCAACAUGCCCAAGCUCAAGAACGCGACCGUCACGCUUAUGAAUCCUGUUCUGUUCACGACUCUUUUGAUGACGGCAUAUACCCGGGCCAAGGCUGGAGCAUAUGGCUUCCACAGUCUGUCCAAGGUGCUGGAGGACUUUAGCAGUGGCACUCCGCUUUACGUCCUCUGGACUUCGGUGGCAACAGGAACACCUCUUUCGGAUGACCGAACUCCGUGGUUUGGUGCUGGUGAUGCUGCGCUUUCGAUCCUCGAGUGUGGUAUCUUGAUAUGGGGUUUCAAAUUGUAUGAGUGUCAGCGUCAGCUAUUCAGUCUAGCUGGACUGCUAACGGUGUUACUUGCGACAGCCGCCGCAGCCGGCAAUGUCUUUGUUUCUGUUCUCUCAGGAAGCUUGAUAGGUUUAGAGCCGUCUGAAGCGCUAUCAUUCGCCGCACGAAGCACAACAUUGGCACUCGCCAAGCCAGCCAUGGCAGCAUUGGGCGGAAACCUCGGUGCCAAUGCCGCCCUCGUAGUGAGCAACGGGAUCCUGGGUCAACUUUGUUACCCCUUCGUACUGGACAAGUUGGGUGUCAAACGAGAAAACAACCUCAGAUCCGAAAAUAGCAUUUCUGAGUCAGACGGCAGAAGCUCGCGCUUAAGCCUCAAACCCCUGCUAAAGACAGCUCAGCAAGAUUUAGCAAGCGGCGACGACCCCUUCACCAUCUCCGCAGGCAUCGCCGUCGGUAUCAAUGGCGCAGCCAUGGGCGUAUCAUAUCUGUAUGAAACAAAAAGUCGCGCUGCUCCAUAUGCUGCUCUCGCAAUGACGGUAUCCGGUGUCAUGACGGUGGUUUUCACAACGGUAGAACCCUUCAAGGGAGCCGUUUUGGACUUGGCCAGACAAUAA
Molecule: messenger RNA, 1845 nt
Organism: Fusarium venenatum
Lineage: Eukaryota; Fungi; Ascomycota; Sordariomycetes; Hypocreales; Nectriaceae
Source: RefSeq, a predicted model, not a curated record